AUGUCUUUCAAGAUCGCAGCUACUCUCGUCGGAGCCCUCGCCUCCUCCGUCCUCGCCCACGGAACCGUCACCGGCAUCAAAGUCGACGGCGUCUACCAGGCCGGCUACAGUCUCGACUCCUACUACAAGGUCAAGAACGGUGGCGAGGCCCCUGUCCAAGCCGCUUGGUCCGCCGAGAACCUCGACAACGGCUUCGUCGCCCCUGACGCCUACGGAACUUCUGACAUUGCCUGCCACAUCAAGGCCGCGCCCGGCAAGACCUCUGCCAGCGUCAAGGCUGGUGGUUCUGUUGAGUUCCAGUGGUCUGAGUGGCCUGAGUCCCACAUCGGUCCUGUCUUGACCUACGUUGCCAAGUGCGAGGGCAAGUGCACUUCCGCUGACCCUGCUGAGCUUAAGUGGGUUAAGAUCGACGCUGGUGGUCUUGACGGAACUUGGGCUGCUGCCGAUCUUAUCAAGAACAACAACACCUGGACCACCACCGUCCCCGAGACUCUCGCUGCCGGUAGCUACGUUUUCCGUCACGAGAUCAUCGCUCUUCACGGCGCUGGCUCCAAGAACGGUGCUCAGAACUACCCUCAGUGCUUCAACAUUGACAUCACUGGCUCUGGAACUGAUAGCCCUGAGGGAACUCUGACCACUGAGCUUUACACUGACUCUGAGCCUGGUAUUCUCUUCGACCCUUACUCGGGUGCCACCAAGUACGAGAUUCCUGGACCUGCCAUGUACGGCUCUGGCUCUGGUUCUACCAAGCCUGUUACUCCUGUUGUCCCUAGCACCCCCGCCAAUGGUACCGCGCCUAUUGUCACCCCCACUCCUACUCCUGUUGCCUCCAAGUCUGGCUGCAAGGCCAAGAAGGCCCGCCGCCAUGCUCGUCAGCUGAAGUUCUAA
Fusarium coffeatum is the source of this 888-nucleotide messenger RNA. RefSeq lists its product as uncharacterized. The transcript has a single exon. The coding region runs from base 1 to 888 and encodes 295 amino acids. The record is from RefSeq and is a predicted model, not a curated record. NCBI's taxonomy places the organism in Eukaryota, Fungi, Ascomycota, Sordariomycetes, Hypocreales, Nectriaceae.